CCCCGAACACUCCCCCCCCCUCCCCUCCCUCCCCCUCUCAACCGAGCAACCAUGCAGCUGACCAAGACUCGCCUGCCGCGCGCCCUGCUCAUGGCCCUGCUGGCCAUGCUGCUGCUGGCCGCCACCGCUGCCAACGCCGCGCGCAUCAGCCGCCGCGACGACGAGGACGACGAUGAUGAUGAUGAUGAUGAGCACGGUGGCGGCGGUGGCGGCAAGAAGGCCGCCAAGCGCGCCCGCAAGGCCGCCAAGAAGGCCGCCAAGAGGGCCCGCAAGGGCAACAAGGGCGGCAAGAAGGGCAAGAAGGGCAAGAAGGGCAAGAAGCACCCUCGCCCCACCAGCAGCCCCUCCACCGGCGGCGGCAACGAUGGCGCCUCCUGCGCGUGCCAGCGCAACGCCCUCUGCUUCAGCAGCGUGGCCGCCUGCCAGGCCGGCACCAACCCCGUCAGCUACCCGACCACCGCCCAGUGCGCGGCCAACGGCCUGCAGGUCUUCGCCUGUGCCGAGGAGCCGAACAACUGCAAGUCCGUCACCAACUGCCAGGGCAGCGCCACCGACGACCCGCACUUCGUCGGCUUCAACGGCGCCUCCUACUACUUCGAGGGCUUCGCCGGCCACGACUACAACAUCAUUUCCGAUGUCAACUUCCAGGUCAACGCCCAGUUCAUCCGCCUGCAUGCGCUCAAGGGUACCUACAUGGGCCGCAUUGGUAUGCUCAUCGGGUCCACCUCCAUCGGCUACGACCCGCACUUCGGCACCUUCGUCAACGGCACCCAGGUCCCGUCUGGCACCAUCGAGCUGCCCGAGGCCGAUGUCGUCGUCGAGCAUGUCGAUGGCCGCCACCGCCUCACCGUCCGCACCGACAGCUGGCAGAUCGUUGCCCGCACCAAGGUCGAGAAGGGCCUCAUCUCCGAGUCCUACGUCAACCUGGCUGCCAGCCUGGUCGGCCCGCCCACCAACCCCCACGGUAUCCUGGGCCAGACCGCCCGCUUCAUGCUGGACCCGCGCCUGCCCCAGCGCGUGUCCACCUUCGACGUCGACGGCCAGGAGAACGACUACGAGGUUCGCGAUGGCCUCUUCGGCACGGACUUCACCUACAACCGGUUCAACCCGCGCCUGGCUUCCAUGCGCGUCGGCGUGACCGCCGGCUCCGAGCCCGGCCUGCGCCGCACCGGGCGCACCCUCUUCGAGGCCGGUGUUGACAUGUAGGCGGCCUCUGUGUGCCCCUCCCCGACACCGGGGUCGGGUCCCCCCGCGAGCGCGUGUAUGUGCAUGAGGGUGGAGAAGAAGAAUCCGCGGCCGAGCAAAACCCCACCACCACCACCACCACCAC
Messenger RNA from Fonticula alba, 1330 nucleotides. RefSeq lists its product as hypothetical. Bases 52 to 1206 code for a protein of 384 amino acids. The record is from RefSeq and is a predicted model, not a curated record. NCBI's taxonomy places the organism in Eukaryota, Rotosphaerida, Fonticulaceae. The transcript is spliced from 2 exons.